CAAUAGCUUCGUUGAAAAAAAUAAUGCUUUCAUUGAAGAAAAUAAGCAAAUUUUACUACGAACCAUUCAUUAGAAUACUUUCGAGCGUAUUUCUACAGCAAGUACGUGAAAUCUCAUCGCACAUUGGUUGAAACAGGUGCCCACUAUGCAAUGAACGCAAAGGGACAGCGUAAACAACAGUGCAAUAGUAGUACGUAUUCGUUCGACGUUCGAUCCACCGAUAGUGAUUGAAACGGGCCCUAGUUUUUGGACGAUUUAAGCAGCUCAGCGUACAGGUAAAUACACACCAUGAUACUUGUUUGGUGAGGCAUACUCUACAGUAGCACCUGUAGUAAAUACGGCGUCUGUGAAGUAACUGCCUCCUAUCCCGUCGGAUAGUUGAACAAAACGAACAAAAAAUCCCUCCCACUUGCUAUCGAUUUCGACACAAUGAACGCGCCAUAUCCGCCACCGAAUGCCUGCUACACCGACAUCAAGCAGGGUAUCCUUUCCUACACGCUGCCCCUACGCACAGACUUGAGCGAUAUUCCCGGGCCACCCAUCAGCUUGCUGCCAGCACCACCCAGCAGCUUACUACCCACGCCAGACAAAUCGUCCAACGCGUCCAACCAGAAGAAAAAGCGCCGAGGAUACAUAAACGAAAGCGAAGAGGCACGCGCACGCCGCCUAGCGCGCAACGCCGAACGUAUGCGCCAGAAACGUGCCACCGAAUCGGAAGAAGAAUACCGCCAGCGGUUGGCCAAAAAUGCAGAAAGCAAUCGGCGGAAGCGGCAAAAUGAGACUGACCUGGAACGCACCAUUCGGCAUGCACGCAGCGCGGCAAGGGAACGGUUGCGAAGGGCAAUGGAAACCCCGGAGCAGCGGGCAGUGCGGUUAGCGAAGCUGGCCGAAAGGAUGCGUAUAGCCCGGGCGAACGAAACACCCGAACAGCGAGCGGUUCGGUUGGCAAAAAAUGCGGCCAAAGCGAAGGAGCGCUUGCUAAAGGAGUCCCCGGAACAGUGGAUCGAACGGAAGCGAAAGAAAGCCGAGUAUGCACGUCGUAAACGGAGCGGCCACGGCAAUACGACUAGUUCGGCAGGAAGCAGUAGUAGCAACGACGCAGCCAUACACAGCACACUCACUUCGCCCGAUCUUUCCUUCAGCCAGGUGUCCAACAGCCAUAGCUACGUACCGGACCUUGGCCAUGGAGUGCCGCCCGACGUGAAAGACAUCAAGCUGAUAGCGUCGCCCAAGCAAAACCACGCGCAGCAACCCGAACAGAUCUACAGUACACCACACCUUCCGUUCAUGGAGCACGAGGUGAAAGCUUCCGAGUUUCUGCCGAGCGUCCAGCAUCCGGGAUCGACUGCGCUACAUCCGGACCUGUCCUGUCCAAACAAUCUGCUUAAGUUUCACAUGCUACCCUACUCGCUACCGCCUGGUGCAGUUGCGGCAACGGCUGGUCCCGGUAUGCAGCAUCCAGGACAUGUGGAGUACAAGGGCAAAUGUCGGUAUGUUAGAGGAGUAUCGCCACGAAAUAUGAAUGGAUUUUUCCAAAUCAAUACGUACUACAAUGAGUUUAAGCAAGAGGUCGACGCUGCUUAUGCCGCUGCACCGAUACAACAGCCAACCCAGCAGCAGCAUCAGCAAUCCCAGCAGCCACCGCCACCAUCAGCAUCAUCACAACAAAUCGCCGUUAGCGACGGUAGCAUCACUUCCUCUGAGCACUCCUUGAGCAGAAAGGAAACAAACUUAACAAAGAAUCAGCGAAGGUUUUUAAACGAAAGUGAGGAAGCGCGGGAGAAGCGACUGGCCCGGAACGCGGAGCGUAUGCGCCAGAAGCGGGCAAUGGAAACGGAGGAACAAAGCCGAAAACGUAUGGCCGAAAACGCGGAACGCAUGCGAAGGAAACGAGCAGCCGAAACGGAAGAAGAGUACCGAAUGAGAAUGGAGCGGAACGCGGCAUUCAAAAUGACCGACGAGUAUCGGCGCCGCCUGACUGAAAAUGCCGAACGGAACAGACGAAGGCGCCAGAACGAGACAGAUUUGGAGCGGAGCAUUAGGCGGGCACGGAGCGCUGCCCGGGAACGGUUACGGCGUGCGAUGGAAACACCGGAACAGCGUGCGAUUCGUUUGGCGAAGUUAGCUGAACGGAUGCGUAUGACGCGCGAACGUUUGUGGACAACGAUCGAAACACCGGAACAGAGGGCCGAACGGUUGGCGAAGCUAGCCGAACGGAUGCGCUAUGCCCGUGCGAAUGAAACACCAGAACAGCGAGCGGUCCGGUUGGCAAAGAAUGCUGCCCGAGCGCGCCAACGUUUCCUAAACGAAUCGCCCGAACAGUGGAUUGAAAGGAAGCGGAAAAAGGCCGAAUAUGCACGCCAGAAGCGUGCCGCAGCAGCUGCUGUUGGUGUAGGUGGUAAUGGUUCCCUUUCGUCUACCAGGCCACCAUCCAAUACUACAUCCGUCAGUCACGGAAGCAGUUUGCAACACACGCCGAUGGGUUUCCCCGGACAUGCACCAACAACGUUGCCGGAAACAAUUCUCCAUACGAGUGGACCACAACCCACCAGCAGUUCGAGCAGCAAUGCGGCUGCUUCAUCGUUCGCUUUGAGCACAAAGGACAGCAGCAAAGGGACCAUGUCGUCGAAACACACGACCUCGAGUGGUUCCGUACAGUUGCAACCGGAACAAAUCUAUUCCACACCACAGGUCAUAUUUAGCGGUGGUGAUUUUAAACCGCACGAGCUGCUAAACGGGCAACACCUGGUGAUGCAGACCGACCCAAACUGUCCCAGUUCCAAUCUAUACAAAGUGCACAUACUGCCGUACCCGUUUCCGACGUCCGCGGCAGCGGGUGCGUCGCACAUGGAACAGUCGAGCGCCUACAAAACUAAAACGCACCACCAGCUAAUAAAUAUGAAUGGAUUCUUUCAGAUCAAUCCAUACUAUAAUGACAUUAAGCAGGAAAUCGUGUCCCCAUAUGCAGUACCUGUCGUGGCGACCACUUUACCGCAAACAGUACAGAACGUCGUACCACCACAGUCCGGCAACGGUACAGACGUCGAGCGUUCCUUAAGCAUACAUCAAUCAUUGACCAAAAGUCAGCGACGGUUUUUGCACGAGAGUCCCGAAGCCCGCGCCAAGCGACUGGCCCGAAACGCGGAGCGAAUGCGUCAGAAGCGAGCAGCCGAAUCGGAGGAAGAGUAUCGCAAACGAAUGGCACAAAACGCCGAAAGGAUGCGCAAAAAGCGAGCAGCAGAAACGGAGGAGGAGUAUCGGAACCGGAUGCAACGCAAUGCCGAAUGCAAAUCGGGCGAAGAGUACCAGAUCCGGUUGGCCAAGAACGCCGAGCGGAACCGUAUGAGACGGCAAAACGAGACUGAUCUAGAGCGCAGCAUACGGCGGGCCCGUAGUGCGGCACGGGAACGGUUACGACGUGCGAUGGAAACACCGGAGCAGCGCGCCAUCCGAUUAGCCAAGCUGGCUGAACGAAUGCGAAUUUCGCGGGCAAACGAAACACCGCAGCAACGUGCCCUAAGGUUAGCGAAAAAUGCGGCCAAGGCUAAGGAACGGCUGUUAAACGAAACACCGGAGCAGUGGAUUGAACGGAAACGGAAAAAGGCAGAGUAUGCUCGCCAGAAGCGUGGUGCCGCAGCCGCUGCUGCCAAACUAGGCCUACCGACAACCUGUAAUUCCUCUAGCAGCAAUGCCAGCAGCUCUACCAGCCUCAGCGUACCGUCAACACAGGGCGACACGGUAAGCUACACCCAUGCACCGACGGCAAAUACGACGUACAAUCUCGAACCGACACAUUCGCUGUCGCAAACGUCCCUCGUAUCGCUGUCGACGACGGACCUGAAAGACAUUAAGCUAAUAACAGCAGCACAAAAACCGGGCCAAAUGUUGCAACUGCCGGAGCAACUGUACGCUACAUCACACAUCCCAUUCAACGGGACCGACCUGAAACCGCCUGAAUUUCUAACCAGCAAUAGUCAAUCGGGCCCUCCUCACAUCAUGCAGCCGGAGCUUUACAAGUUUCACAUGCUGCCCUUCACGUUCUCUCCCACGGCCGGUGCAGUGCAUCCGACGCAAGCGGAUUACAAAGGCAAAUAGGUGUACGACCCGCAAUUCCCGUCGUAUUUGACACUGAGACGCGUAGCUAAGCUACAGGGAGUAACAUUUGGUAAUUUUAAAAUUUAAUUUACGCUACAGUAGGUAUAAUUUUAAAACCGGUUAUGCAUAAGGAACUUACUCAGCAAUUUUCUAGGCCUGCUGGUUUAGGUGUUUACGUUUCGUAGGGAAUACAGGCUAGACACAGUAUGCUAUGAAUGCGAUCGCACAGUACGCCACGCAUCUUUCAUUCCAACCGAAGCGACUACUAUGUGCAAAAAUAAGAGGUGAGGUAUAUCACGUAGGUAUAUCGUAACCAACCUAGCAACUAAAAACCUGCACCUCAAAACAGAAUAAACACCGGUCGAUAAGCAGAAGAUCUGUAUGAUAAAAUUUCAUUUCAAGUGUAGUUUUCUUAGUAGUAAGCAAAACUCUGGUAGCGAGCGUUGUGUUCUCGAGGUAAAUCAAUUAACCUAGUCAUUUUCGUCAUAAGCAAAGGUUGAAUAAAAUGGUAUUAUAAUCUGAAAAUAGUA
Anopheles funestus (African malaria mosquito) is the source of this 4625-nucleotide messenger RNA. RefSeq lists its product as uncharacterized. The record is from RefSeq and is a predicted model, not a curated record. The transcript is spliced from 4 exons. NCBI's taxonomy places the organism in Eukaryota, Metazoa, Arthropoda, Insecta, Diptera, Culicidae. The coding region runs from base 430 to 4095 and encodes 1221 amino acids.